CUCGCUUUAGAAUUUGGUUUGUACUCGGGGGAAAAAAGCUUUCAGCGUCGUCGGUAACCACUGCCUUUUGAUCCUCCGAGGCGACGCGUCCAUGGGUGCCAAGGAGCAUCAGCACGGGCGGCGGCGCGGGGUGCUGGACCUGGAGGCGCAGUUCGCCUUCUUCCGGUCGCAGCACCGGCACCCGGUGAACGCGGCGGCGCACGCGCUGCUCACCGGGCCCAUCCUCUUCACCAACCUCCUCAUCCUCCACUUCCUGCCCCUGCCGCUCCCGUCCCAGCUCGACGACCCCGCGCUCGCCCUCGCCCUCGCCUACGCCGCCGCCUACCUCGCCGUCGACCGCCGCGCGGGCGCGCUCGCGGGGCUCCUCUUCCUCGCCGCCUGGGCCGCCAGUCGCGCCCUCGCCGAGCGCCUCGGCUUCGUGCGUUCCUGGAAGCUCGUCCUCGCCACCCAGCUCUUCUGCUGGACCUGGCAGUUCCUCGGCCACGGCCUCUUCGAGAAGAAGGGGCCGACUGUGAGUGACCUUCCUGAGGUGUUCUUGAUGGAGCCAUUCCUCAUCUUCCUGCAGAUACUGAACAAGCUGUUUGGCUAUGAACCCUACCCUGGGUUCUGCAAGAAUGUGGACAGGAAGAUAGAGGCUGAUCUCAAGGAGCGGAGAGAGCUCGAGCAGAGGAAGGCAACCUGAUCGAUCAGAUUAGUAUUGAUCGAUUGGAGCGGUGCGAAAUUGUAUCAUCUAUACAGUAGCAUGGUUCCUAGCAUUUGUGUUGUUUGUCAGUCGUCAUAUCAUUGUAGAGUGGAGUAAACAGCCGAAUUAUGCGCGUUGCGUUAAGCUUGAAGCCUUGCAGAUUGACAGGGAGAAGAUACAGCAAGAUUUUAGAAAUUCUGCGCGAUGUGAAAUCUCAGAUUGCCACUCUGAAUGUUCAUGGAAGAUUAUCUUCUAGCCAUUUCGUCCAACACCUAGGGGCAAUCAGACCCAUUUUAUGUAUCCGCUACACCACCACGUUGGCCUGAGUGGUGCUCAACUACUCAUGCACAUCCCUCUGAACUUUGAACGGGAGAUGUUUCAGGUUUCAGUUUUCA
Phragmites australis (common reed) is the source of this 1077-nucleotide messenger RNA. Its product is annotated as 2-hydroxy-palmitic acid dioxygenase MPO1-like. The coding region runs from base 92 to 682 and encodes 196 amino acids. The record is from RefSeq and is a predicted model, not a curated record. Gene Ontology annotation, biological process: sphingoid catabolic process. NCBI's taxonomy places the organism in Eukaryota, Viridiplantae, Streptophyta, Magnoliopsida, Poales, Poaceae. The transcript is spliced from 3 exons. Gene Ontology annotation, cellular component: endoplasmic reticulum.